Molecule: messenger RNA, 2084 nt
Organism: Cryptococcus deneoformans JEC21
Lineage: Eukaryota; Fungi; Basidiomycota; Tremellomycetes; Tremellales; Cryptococcaceae
Exons: 3
Coding region: 610-1446 (278 amino acids)
Source: RefSeq, a predicted model, not a curated record
AUUUGUUGGGCUUCCUUUUCGGGACGGCUUCCGUUCCCAAGCCUGCAUCACUUGACUAUUGCAGCAGCUAUAACGGACAGCAGCAGCAGCAUCAUGUGAGUAUCGUUUAUCACCCGUUGCAGAGGUAUUAGUGUACGAUGGAUACACGCACAACUGUAAUGAGUACGUAGUACGAGUACCGUAGUACUCAGUAAUGGAGUGUUCGGUGUUGGCCACGACGUCCGGAUGGAGUCUGGAAAUGACGACGUAACAAAUAGGCAUGACCAUCAUGAGCAUCGGACAGGUCAUCAGCAACAGCGUUCAGCGCUUAGCCGAGGAUUACAACGGGUUACAUGGGAACCGCUAUAGUCAUCUGUUCAUUUUACCGGGUAGAACAUCACCGGGAGCGACACUUAGUUGAUAUCCAGAAUAUGCCCAACGAGCGAGAGCGAAGAGCGAAGAGCGAAACACAUCGACAAAUGAGUAUUGUUACUAUUAUUCGUUACCAACUCACUGUCUCUACCAAAUGACCUGCUUAUCCCAUCCUGUCUAGCUCUUUUCGCCUCUUCUGAGCCAAACCCAUCGACUCCAGACAUAGAUCAGAAAUAAUUGACUCUCAUUCAAACAAAAAUGUCUGACGAAUCAAAAUAUUAUCAUCCAGCGACCACGGGAGAAGACUUGGCUUCUUCCUCGCUCAAACUUCACGACAAUUACAGUCAAGGAGAUAUCCAGCUACUCUCAGCAGACAGUGUCCUUUUUAUAACUUACGCAUGGAGGCUUGCUCGUGCGAGUGCUGUGUUUCGCGACAUGAUGGAAGUAACUCAGCCUUCGACUGUAGUUGAUUCUUCUUUCAACUCCUCCGGUUUGCCCACCAUGAACAACAAAGAGCCCAUUGAGAUCGGUCACACUUCCGCGCUCCUUGAACGUUUUCUUGAUAUCAUAUCAUUAUCUGACCAGAACAUGAUAGAAGUCCCUUACGGAGAGGCAGCGGGCAUGUUCGACUUGUGCGAUCAGUUCGAUUUCGACAAGAAGAUUGUAGAUAAAAUUCGCCAACAAGUGAUUAAGCAAGGUCACUCUAAUCCCUGGGAGCUUUUGAUACUAGGGUCGAAGCUCGAUGACAAAACAAUGGGCUUGCAGGCUCUGCGUAUGAUGGACCAUGAUAUUUUCAUCAAGGGGAAGCCGGGGCAUAAGUUCUGGGCCACCAUGGAAGAGCUGGAAAAUGGAUGGAGGCCAAAACUAUUGGAUCUGGUAUUCAAGGAUCCAGGAGAGAUUGCCGGUGCGCCUGAGCCUUUCCCUCAUGAUGCCUCUCGUCCUUCUAUAUUCGGGUCACAGCACGCUUCACGACCAUUACCUGUCAGUUAUCGGGCACCAUAUACUCCCGGUCGAUCGAACUCGUCUUCCACUGUGCUGUUAUUCAAGGACAAUAACUGGGCUUCAAUCUGCGAGCGAUUCUUGUUCAAACAAUGAUGAUUACUUCCGAUACGCCAUGGUAUCGAUAUCGGCAAGUACAAGGCCUCCAGCCGCCGUCAUUAUUGCCAUAUGCUUUAUAAACUGCACAGUGCUUCAUGCAAUUGGCGGAUGGUUCCAAAACCCUCCAUUCAUGAUUGUAAGAUCAGGACCAUGCACUGUUGUUCGAAACAUGCGCACCUGUACUAAAAAGCCACCCUUUGAAGCCUCUCGAUCUUAGGUUACUGCGACUGAGGCGAGAUGGGUGAAGGUUGCGGGCUAUAUUUGUACAUUAACUGCUGUACGAAACUGUAAGUGCAGGUUGACUGCCUUUGUUUUCGGAAAGAAAAGUCAAUUCAAUCCACCCGCUGUUGAUCAAACGGUUCCUCUGCUGUGCUGCUGGCAAUGGCUGUUAUUAUUCAUCCUCCUGCAAGUCCUAUUCCUACUGCUCCGCUCCGUAAUCUAGACUGUGGCUGGUGAGGGGCAGAGUUGCUACAUUAGACUUCUAUGCCGUCUCAUCCUGUCCAACCAUAAAUGCCUGCUAUAGCCGGCACGCCCAACUUUUUCCAUUUAAUCCUGCCUGUAUCACUUUAAAUUUUGGUUGAUGAUGUGACAUAUGCGCAAAUACAACUAUCGAAAGCUCAAUGCAUAUGGUGCUG